This is a messenger RNA of Capsicum annuum, 2550 nucleotides long. RefSeq names its product protein OCTOPUS. Gene Ontology annotation, cellular component: plasma membrane. Bases 210 to 2126 code for a protein of 638 amino acids. The transcript has 2 exons. The record is from RefSeq and is a predicted model, not a curated record. NCBI's taxonomy places the organism in Eukaryota, Viridiplantae, Streptophyta, Magnoliopsida, Solanales, Solanaceae.
UCUUUUAAUUUGUCUCUCCUUCCAACACGUUCUACUCUUCUUCUUCUUCUUCUUCACUCUGAACUUCUCUCUCUUUUCUCUCUCACUUGUUGCCCGUUGUGAACACAAAAUUCUCCAUUUUUUGUUCUUCAUAACUCCAAAAGUCUCUACAAUUUCUUACUAUGCAAUGUUAUAAUUAACAUGAACAAAGUGCACAUUGCUGCACACAAAUGAAUCCCACCACUAUAGACCCAACUCAACCACCACCACAACCACAACUUACUCAACCACCACGCUCUUCUUUCAGUUGUGACCGUCACCCAGAUGAACAAUUCACGGGCUUUUGCCCUGAAUGUCUGUGUGAACGACUCACCACCUUAGAUAACAAUGCCAACAAUGAUAAUCCUUCUUCUUCUUCUCGUCGUCCUUCUACUUCUUCUGCUACUGCUGCCAUUAAAUCCCUUUUUUCCAAACCUUCUGCUAGUAAUCUUCCUCCUAAACCCGCUAAGUCCACCUCGUUUUUUCCUGAACUUCGGAGGACUAAGUCCUUCUCCGCUUCAAAAAACGAGGCGUUGGGGUUUAAUGCUGCUGCUUUUGAACCCCAAAGAAAGUCCUGUGAUGUGCGAGGACGUAAUACUCUUUGGUCUUUGUUUUCAAUAGACGACGAGACGAAAACUUGUAAGCCCACUUGUUCACAAAAUCGGAAUGACAUUGGUGGUAGACCAGUUAAGGAGGAGGAGGAGGAGGAAGAGGAAGAGGAGCCCGAAAAAGAUGAAGAUUCUGGAAAUGUGGUUGAUGAGAUAGUUGAAGAGGAGUUACCGGUGGAGCCAGAGAUUGUGGUUGAAGAAGAGGUGAAUGUGGAUGUAUUGAAGCCGAUAAAAGAUUAUAUCGAUCUCGAUUCACAGGCGAAAAAGGCGAAAAAGGAAAUUGGAGGGAGUUUUUGGUCAGCUGCAUCGGUAUUUAGCAAGAAAUGGCACAACUGGAGGAAAAAACAGAAGCUGAAGAAGCGAAACAAUAGCGAAAAUGGCGAAAAUUCAGGUACAUUGCAUAUAGAAAAGCCAAUUUCAAGGCGCUAUAAUAAUAAUAGGGAUACACAAUCUGAGAUAGCAGACUAUGGUUUUGGGAGAAGGUCAUGUGAUACUGAUCCUCGAUUUUCACUUGAUGCUGGGAGGAUGAGUUUUGAUGAUCCUCGGUAUUCUUUUGACGAGCCUCGUGCGUCUUGGGAUGGUUAUUUGAUUGGUAGGAGUUUCCCUAGAAUGCCACCAAUGGUUUCGGUUAUAGAAGAUGCCCCGGUUGUGCAUAUUCCGCGGUUUGAUCAUCAAAUACCUGUUGAGGAACCGCGUCUUUCAAUGACUUCUAUCAAUGAGGAUGAAGGGGUACCUGGAGGGUCUAUUCAGACUAAGGAGUAUUAUUCGGAUUCGUCUUCGAGGCGAAGGAAGAGUCUUGAUAGGUCUAAUUCAAUUAGGAAGACUGCAGCUGCUGUUGUAGCAGAAAUGGAUCAGAUGAAGGCGGCAGCAGUAUUGCCUGCUACGGGUGAUCAAUAUCUUGGAGCCAAAGUGUUGGUUGGUGAAAGGGAUUCAAAUUCGAAUUCCAAUUCCUUAAGAGGAGAUGACUGUUCUGAGACUUUUGAAUUGACAGGUUUUAGAGAUAAUGGUAACGAGGAGCAGCGAAAGGAGUCGAAAAAAUCGAGGAGGUGGGCUUGGAAUUUAUGGGGUUUUAUACAUAGGAGAGUUAGUGGGAACAAAGAUGAAGAAGAUGAUAGGUAUAGUAGAUCAAAUGGAGUAGAGAGGUCGUUUUCGGAAUCUUGGCAAGAUUUGAGGACAAAUGGUGAUGUUAGAGGUGGUAUUAAUAGGAAGGUCUUAAGGAGUAAUAGCAGUGUGAGCUGGAGAAACUCGAACGGUAUAGGUGGUGGGUCAUUUGGGAGUGUGAGGAAAUCUGGUGUUGAAAUGAAUGGACAUGUAAAGAAGAAAAGAGAUGAUAUUGUGUUGGAGAGAAAUCGGAGCGCAAGGUAUUCACCUAAUCAUCUUGAUAAUGGACUCUUGCGGUUCUACUUGGCACCCAUGAGAGGCAGCCGGAGAGGUUUAUCAGGAAAAAGUAGGCCAAAUGGCUCACACUCCAUUGCGAGGAGCUUACUUCGACUUUACUGAGAUAUCCGAGGAACAAGUUUGAGGCUUAGGACAACAUACUACAUGUCCUUAUCUUUCUUGGUAUCGACAAUGUCACUGCAGAAAAACUGCUUUCUUGAACAGACUCCACGGAAGCUCAGUUCGAGAAGCUCCAUUCGGUGCAGAGUAUUGAUUGAUAAAGAACAAAGUGGAUUAUCAAAAAUCUACCUUGGACCUUGUUUAGAAAGACAAGCUUCAACUAGGGGAUUCUGUAAAAAAUGUCCUGCAUAUUUAUCCCUGUAGUGAUAAUUUGCAUGUAUAAAUGUUGACUAAUUGGGAUAUGUAGUAGUGUCCAUAUCCUCUUUAGUGCAGAAGAGUUGAGAUUUUCUUGCUUUCUGAGUUGGGGGUCUGUAUCUUCCAUUGGUAAUGGUUAAAAUGAAAAGAAAAAUUGGUGGAUUGGUUGCAA